CACGCGCACAGGCAGCAGCCUGGCUCCGCGGCAGAAAGGCCUGGGGCGCAGCCAGCUCAGCGGCGACGGCGGCGCCCUUAAAUAGCAUCCGGAGCCGGCGCAGGGCAGGCAGUGGGCUGCUGUGACAGCCGGCGGCAGACGGCCGGAACAGCAGAGGAGACUUCAGCCUAGGACACUGCCAACCCCAGCCCAGGACGAUGCAGGCCCAUGAGUUGUUCCGAUACUUUCGGAUGCCAGAGCUGGUUGACUUCCGGCAGUACGUGCGCACCCUUCCCACCAACACGCUCAUGGGCUUCGGGGCGUUCGCAGCACUCACCACCUUCUGGUACGCCACGCGGCCCCGGGCCCUGAAGCCGCCAUGCGACCUGGCGAUGCAGUCGGUGGAGGUGGCGGGUAGUGACGGUGCCCGGAGAUCCGCAUUUCUGGACAGCGAUGAGCCCUUGGUGUAUUUCUACGAUGAUGUCACAACACUAUACGAAGGUUUCCAGAGGGGUAUACGGGUGUCAAAUAAUGGCCCAUGUUUAGGCUCUCGGAAACCAGACCAACCCUAUGAAUGGCUUUCAUACAAACAGGUUGAAGAAAUGUCCGAGUGCGUGGGCUCAGGGCUGAUCCAGAAGGGCUUCAAGGCUGCCCCGGAUCAGUUCGUCGGCAUCUUUGCUCAGAACAGACCUGAGUGGGUGAUCAUUGAACAGGGAUGCUUUGCUUAUUCGAUGGUGAUCAUUCCCCUCUAUGAUACCCUAGGAACUGAAGCAAUCACCUACAUAAUCAACAAAGCCGAACUCUCUCUGGUUUUUGUGGACAAGCCAGAGAAGGCCAACCUCUUAUUAGACGGUGUGGAGAAUAAGUUAAUACCAGGCCUUAAAACCGUAGUUCUCAUGGACUCCUUCGGCAGCAGUCUGUUGGAACGAGGCCAGAAGUGCGGGGUGGAGAUCAUCAGCAUGAAGGCGUUGGAGGACCUGGGAAGAGCCAAUAGACAGAAGCCAAAGCCGCCAGCACCUGAAGAUGUUGCAGUCAUCUGCUUCACAAGUGGAACUACGGGCAACCCCAAAGGAGCAAUGAUUACCCAUCGAAAUGUAGUGAGCGAUUGUUCAGCAUUUGUGAAAAUGACAGAGAAUGUCUUCACUCCUACCCCAGAUGAUACUCUCAUUUCUUUCUUGCCUCUCGCCCAUAUGUUUGAGAGAGUUGUAGAGUGUGCAAUGCUGUGUCACGGAGCUAAAAUAGGAUUUUUCCAAGGAGAUAUCAGGCUGCUUAUGGAUGAUCUCAAGGCACUUAGACCCACUGUCUUUCCUGUGGUCCCCAGACUGCUGAACCGGAUGUUUGACCGAAUUUUUGGACAGGCCAACACCACCCUGAAGCGAUGGCUGUUGGACUUUGCCUCCAAGAGGAAAGAGGCUGAGCUUCGCAGCGGCAUCAUUCGAAACAACAGCCUGUGGGACAAACUGAUCUUCCACAAAAUACAGUCAAGCCUGGGAGGAAGAGUGAAGUUGAUGAUCACAGGAGCGGCGCCCGUGUCUGCCACCGUGCUGACCUUCCUGAGAGCCGCGCUCGGCUGCCAGUUCUACGAAGGCUAUGGACAGACCGAGUGCGCCGCCGGGUGCUGCCUGACUGUGGCUGGAGACUGGACGGCAGGCCAUGUUGGUGCCCCAAUGCCUUGCAACCUUAUAAAGCUUGUCGACGUGGAAGAAAUGAAUUACUUGGCAGCCAAGGGCGAGGGCGAGGUGUGCGUGAAAGGGCCAAAUGUAUUUCAAGGCUACCUGAAGGACCCAGCAAAAACAGCAGAAGUGCUGGAUAAAGAUGGCUGGUUACACACAGGGGACAUCGGAAAGUGGUUACCAAACGGCACCUUGAAGAUCAUUGACAGGAAAAAGCACAUCUUUAAACUGGCACAGGGAGAGUACAUAGCUCCGGAGAAGAUUGAAAACAUCUACCUCCGAAGCGAACCUGUAGCUCAGGUGUUUGUCCAUGGAGAGAGCUUGCAGGCGUUUCUCAUAGCAAUUGUGGUACCGGAUGCUGAGACAGUAGGUCCCUGGGCCCGGAAGAGAGGAUUUCAAGGCUCCUUUGAAGAGCUGUGCAGAAACAAGGAUGUCAGAAAAGCUAUUCUAGAAGACAUGGUGAGACUCGGGAAGGAUUCUGGCCUAAAAUCAUUUGAACAAGUCAAAGGCAUCAGUCUCCACCCUGAGUUAUUCACGAUCGACAACGGCCUUCUGACCCCAACCAUGAAGGCUAAAAGGCCAGAGCUUCGGAAUUAUUUCAGGUCGCAGAUCGAUGAACUUUAUUCCACCGUCAAAGUCUAAUGGAGGCGGGGAGCUCUCCACAGUCUUCUCCUGCUGCCGCCCUCACUGGUAGCUUGGACGACGGCAGGUGUAGGGAACGAGCAUCCUUGUCUGACUCGUGCGUUCACAUUCUCGUCAUAGGAACACUCGAGGGGAUGGAGCACUGCCUUACAGUCACCUCGCGUUGCAGACCAUGUUCACGGUGAUAUAUAUACAAUUUCCAAAAUGAGCCUUAAAAAAUUGUAAAGGGGAAACUAUAAAUGUGCUAAGUUAUUUACAACUUCCUCAGUUCAAAAGGUGGGUGAAAACUUCUGUCUCCCUGUUUUGCUCACCAAGGGGUUAGGACUUUGCUGUCCCUGAGACGUUUGCUGCUUGCUGUAAGUCCCCAGUUGUCUGCUACUCCAAAGAGUUCCGUGCACUGGAGGGCGCCAUCCCUUACAAACUGGAGCUAUCCCGGCCGGAGGACGUCACAAGUGGACCAGAGGGUUUUUUUUUUAAAACCCUGCCACCUGCCCGUCCCCAUCUCACAGUCCAUCCCACAGCCCUUGUGAUGAACCCCUGUCACUCCUGCUGGAGCAGAAGGUUCCCAGUGAAGCAAGGACAGACCCAACUCAAAACAGUGCACUCUGAGUCUCAGAUGGCCGCUCCCCAGCGCGGGUGGAUUCUGGCGCCCACAGAGCAGAAUGUUCUCUGACCCUUCUCUCCAGUCCCAAUGCCCUCCCUCCAUCUUUUCCCAGGGGUUAUUAGAAAAUCGGCCUUAGACCCUACAGUGAAGACACGCAUUUCAAAAAGAAAUAAUUACCUGGAUCAACCAUGCACAACUGUGAUGCCAAACAGCUGUGUGGUCGCUCUGUCUGUGAUGGCCCACCUGUAGUCUUUUAAUGUGGUUUUCAUAUCAAGAGAGUAUGUUGUGAUUAAGUGGCUUUUUUCCCCAGAAUAAACUCUCAGGCAAGGCAUGUCUUUGAAAAUAUUAAGGGAGUAGAUACACUUGGUACUUACUGAAAUGGACAGUGAUAAAUAAAUGCUCUUUUCUCAUAAUUCUACCUGAUUUCUAGGAAAUGUAUUUGACAAGCCAAAACUCUAGCAUGUAGGAAUCUGGAAAUCUCAUUUCCCGGGAUUAAUUUCUCAAGGGAUUUUUUUUUUUUUUUUUUGAUUUGGGAAAUUAGCAGCUUUUCACUUUUCUGCAAGUCUUUGCCACAUGUGACUAAACUGAGUUGUCAUUUAUACAGUGAAAGCAAUUGUUUUGGGACAUGUGAAGACGUGAAUUCUACAAGCACAACAGGGUUUGCACUAAAGAACUGUCGUUGUGGUAACACUAUUUGGUAGCCUAACUUCAUAUGUAUAUUCUUAAUUGCACAGUCAGUAAUUUGUCACACUGGGGUUUUGAAUGUUUGCUUUAAGUGUUGGCUAUUUCUAUGUUUUAUACACCAAAACAGAAUUUCCAAAAACAAUGAAGGAAACCAAAAUAAAUAUUUCUGCAUUUCAA
Molecule: messenger RNA, 3759 nt
Organism: Camelus dromedarius (Arabian camel)
Lineage: Eukaryota; Metazoa; Chordata; Mammalia; Artiodactyla; Camelidae
Gene: ACSL1
Product: acyl-CoA synthetase long chain family member 1
Exons: 21
Coding region: 198-2294 (698 amino acids)
Biological process (GO): long-chain fatty acid metabolic process
Cellular component (GO): endoplasmic reticulum; membrane
Molecular function (GO): long-chain fatty acid-CoA ligase activity
Source: RefSeq, a predicted model, not a curated record